Penicillium coprophilum is the source of this 945-nucleotide messenger RNA. Its product is annotated as Transcriptional coactivator/pterin dehydratase. The record is from RefSeq and is a predicted model, not a curated record. Bases 1 to 945 code for a protein of 314 amino acids. Gene Ontology annotation, biological process: tetrahydrobiopterin biosynthetic process. The transcript is spliced from 3 exons. Lineage: Eukaryota; Fungi; Ascomycota; Eurotiomycetes; Eurotiales; Aspergillaceae. Gene Ontology annotation, molecular function: 4-alpha-hydroxytetrahydrobiopterin dehydratase activity.
AUGGCAGUCUCAGCUCCGAUCAUCGAACUCCCUCAAAAUGAAACACUCACGAGUCUAAUGACGACAUUCUGCUCUGCAUCUUCCUCUCCAAAGCUGAUGCAAGACACAAUUCAUGGCUUGACAGAGGAGAUUAUGAGUGUGGCAAAGUCCCACGACGGAAGCCUUACCCAAUCUGCGACCACCAUGAUCCCAAUUCUACGCGGAGCUUUGCCAAUGUUCGUGGCCGCGCAACGAUGUCUCCCUGCUACCUCAUGCAUCUUGUCGCGCUGCAGCAAGGCAAAAGGCACCCAGAAUGUGGUGGUUGAAUGGCUAGGCCGGCGGCCGUUUCCAACGGAGCCAGAUGAUGGAAAGAUUUUGAUACUCGAUACGAUCAUUGCUACCGGCGAUACAGUUGUCAAGCUCUGUGAGGAGCUUUGGGAAAUGGGUGGACAGCAGUCCAGAUCAGUAGUGGUAUUAUGCUGCUAUGCAGCCCCUGAGGCAUUAAAGAGGGUAGCAGAGUGCCCGGUGGUUGAAUAUGUGGUUGUUGGAAAGAAAGCUGAGAAAUGUGACGAAAAAGGGUACUUGGUUCCUUAUACGAAUGGAGACAUAGGCGAUAAGAUUUAUGGAAUCCGGGAUACGGAGACGAAGACAAGGAAACCGAUGAUUGCCGAAGGAGAGGAUGUGCAGAGUGUUUUGUCGGGGGUUGAGACUUUGCUCGUUGAGAAUGGUGGAUUUUGGGAAUUGAGCGAGGAUGGUAUGGGAAUUCAACGGGAGAUGCAGUUCCCUGGGUUCAAGCAGGCAUGGAUCUUUAUGAACCAGGUCGCAGACGGUGCGGCUAAGCACCGCCAUCAUCCUGAAUGGACGAAUGUUUACAACACUGUCUCUAUCCGCUGGACUACUCACCACCCGAAAGGGCUGACGAACUUAGAUGUUACUAUGGCUCGGCUUUGUGAUAGUUUUGUGUAA